UAUCAUACAAAUCCAAUGCCGUUAACAAGCGUAUGACCCGAUGAUGAAGCGGGUGAAUGGCAUGACCCCCACCGAUGGACAGCCAUUCAAUCGGCUAUUAUUUAUACUCAUAUUCAACAUCACGUUAUUAACGUAUAUAUUAUGCGCGGAAUAUUCUGUUGCCAAGAAUAAGAUUCAAAGUGCAGCACUUCUCUCUGGCAUUAAAUUACCCAUUAAUACGAUUGAAGAUCAAACAGUAUUUUACAUUGAUUAA
Molecule: messenger RNA, 253 nt
Organism: Oppiella nova
Lineage: Eukaryota; Metazoa; Arthropoda; Arachnida; Sarcoptiformes; Oppiidae
Source: the annotation of a GenBank genome assembly